This is a messenger RNA of Psammomys obesus (fat sand rat), 3237 nucleotides long. RefSeq names its product phosphotyrosine interaction domain containing 1 (gene Pid1). NCBI's taxonomy places the organism in Eukaryota, Metazoa, Chordata, Mammalia, Rodentia, Muridae. Gene Ontology annotation, cellular component: cytoplasm. The record is from RefSeq and is a predicted model, not a curated record. Bases 773 to 1384 code for a protein of 203 amino acids. The transcript has 3 exons. Gene Ontology annotation, biological process: negative regulation of insulin receptor signaling pathway; regulation of reactive oxygen species metabolic process; regulation of mitochondrial membrane potential.
CUCUCUCUCUCUCUCUCAGGAUUGAAAGCACAUAGGGAAUGCAUCAACAAAAUCAUGAGUGAUUUUGGAUUUUAAUUUGUGAAUCAAAGUAAUAUGCCUAGCAGAUGGGAGGGCUGGGUUCCGGGAGAAACAACUCACGAGCAUGGCAACUGAAGUAUGUAGACGGAAUGGGACAACUGGACUGGCAACCAUCGACCCACAGAGAAAAGCAGCCGAACAAAUGCCUUUAAGCGAAAUGUUUAGAAAUGAUCCUCUCGAGGAGGAAGAUUUGAGGCAUGGCACUCAUUCUCUUUUACACUUAAGACAGUAAGACUCUGAGAAAUAUGUAAAGAGGCCAUGAGGCAGAUUGUCCAAUCUGGGGCCAUGGUAACAACAGAGACACUGUGUUUAAUGAACUGAAAGAGGGACAAAGCUAGGAGUCUGCUGCAGAGCUGUAUGUAGAAUGGUAGGUGUUUGCUCUUAACUAUUUUCCCUUUGGAGUGCAGUAAAGCAUCAGUCUUCCACCACGUGGGCUGCAGGAGCUGGCUCAGGCUGUCAGGCUUGGGUGCAAACAUUUUUACCUGCUGAGGCCUCGGCCAAAGCCUUUUCAAUGAGUUGGAUUGAGAAGGAUGGAAGAUGGGUAAGAAGGCCAGGAAGCGGGAACAAAGGCAAGUCCAGAAGCUGAAGGCUGUGCACCCACUGACAGGAAGAAAGAGAAAGACCACACAUCACCUGGCAUCGAGUCCGGAACACAUAUAAGCUCAGAGUGAGAAGUCACGAGCACUUCCAGACCAUGCUGAAGUCUAAAUUGAAUGUCCUAACGCUGAAAAAGGAACCUAUUCCAGCAGUCAUCUUCCAUGAGCCGGAAGCCAUUGAACUGUGCACCACCACACCACUGAUGAAGGCGAGGACUCACAGUGGCUGCAAGGUCACCUAUCUGGGCAAAGUCUCUACCACAGGCAUGCAGUUUUUGUCUGGCUGCACUGAGAAGCCAGUCAUUGAGCUCUGGAAGAAACACGCACUGGCCCGAGAAGACGUUUUCCCAGCCAACGCCCUCCUAGAGAUCCGUCCAUUCCAAGUGUGGCUUCAUCACCUUGACCACAAGGGAGAGGCGACAGUGCACAUGGAUACCUUCCAGGUGGCUCGCAUUGCCUACUGCACAGCUGACCAUAAUGUGAGCCCCAACAUCUUCGCCUGGGUGUACAGAGAGAUCAACGAUGACCUGUCUUACCAGAUGGACUGCCAUGCAGUGCAAUGCGAGAGCAAGCUGGAGGCCAAGAAGCUGGCACACGCCAUGAUGGAGGCCUUCAAGAAGACUUUCCACAGUAUGAAGAGUGAUGGGCGGAUCCAUAGGAGCAGCUCAUCCGAAGAGGCUUCCCAGGAACUGGAAUCUGACGAUGGCUGAAGGAACUGAAGAUGUUCCAGCGAAGGCAGCAUUUGGGCAACGAGUUUCAGAAGAUAGAUGCAUCCGCAAUGAUUCGAAUUUGGUAUGAGAAGACUGCCAACUUACUGGCUGACCAUGCUUUUUAAAUUCAGAAGAGCAAUUCUAAAGCUAAAGAAAUGUAUCAUUAAUUAUGUGACAUUGAAAUCUGCUGCUGCCAUGACCACGAGGAGAGUAGGAGAGUGGAUGGGGAGGAACGUUCCAGACUCUCUUCUUGUUUUUCUUCUCUCUCCUAUUCCAACACUUCCUGGUGGGAGAUCUCUACGCCUGUUUUCACCAUUCUCAGGCAAACGCUCUGUGGCUUUAGUUUGAUGGACUGUUCCAAUCUGCCUUACAAAAUCCAACAGGAAUGUUAGAGGCACCUCUGUGACCCCCAGGCCCAUGGGUGGCGUGGGGAGAUGAUGCUGGUGUGGAGGCUGCAGGAUAGAAGGGACAUGUCCGGGUGAUGACCUGGUUGCUCCUCUCCCUUGGCAUGUUCGCAGACACUCUCCUCAGUAUGUGAAUCAGCACAGCUUGAAUUGAGCUUUACAACUAACAGCACGCUAGAUGGCAGUCAAUUCGUAGUUAAAGAUGAUGCUUUCAUUUACAUGAGUGUAUCAAGUAGUGCCCUCCUAUUGUAUUCACUUCAUCUAUUUUCUUAGAAUCCUUGCAACUAAUGAUUGUUCUCCUCCUCCUGCCCUACCAUGUUUUCUCCUUCCAGCCUCCCCAAAGGGGAUGGAGGCUCAACACAUUGCAGGACUUCAAAAGGGAAGAAAACAGCAAGUUAAUUCAAUAAACAGUAGGCAAACCAUCCAGGAAUCUCAGAUGUCAGACACCCUAGAAAAGAAGGAAUGGGUGUCCAAAGUCUAUAGUAGCCACCCUUCAUUAAGCCUUGAUUUAUAGUAACUUACUUGGUGAAAGGUCCUGUUAGAUGACUCCUUCAUGGGAAGUUUCAACUCUGACAUGACAUUGCCUGGGAAGUCUUGCCCCAUCAUUUAUCAUUGAAUUCAAGUAGGGAAAGAAUGAAUUCAAGAGAGUUUGCUUAGAAAUCUCAUGUUUAUCUGGAAACCUAAAGGGAAAUGUGAUCUUACUGUCCUGAAGUCAGUGAUAUCUUAGAGUCAGAAUGACGCCCUUGACUCUCAGUUCUGAAGAGAAAUUCUCACUGGUAACUUGAGAUCUCUCAAGUUCAAGAUCUCAUAAAGAGUCGUGGAAAGUAUUUGUUAAGAUCAGAGACAGGUGGAACUUUGUGAGUUCAAGGCCAGCCUGGUCUACAAAGUGAGUCCAGGACAGCCUAGGCUACACAGAGAAACACUGUCUCAGAAAAAGGAAGAGAGAGAUUUUCAAAAAAAGAAAAAAAAUACACAUUUAAGGUGAACAGACACAUUAAGAGGGCAAAUGAUCAACUUUCUUCAAGUAAUAUUGCUCCUUUAAAAGGCGUAUUUUCAUUUCUAGUGAUAUUAGGGGCAAUGGGGUACCUUAGAAGCCUUAAGUGAGAGCUAAUAUAAUCCAGACAGCAAGGGUGUUGGUAUUUUUGGUCUGUGUACCCAUGUGUCCAUGUAUGCGUUUGUGUGUAUGUGUGUGUAUGUCCUCUGUGUGGGUCCAGUUUCAAGGCAUGUACGAUAAGCAUGGAGUCGUAUUGGUGAGGACUCACCUCCUGAAGAUAUGCUUGUUGCUUUAUGAUAUACGUAAACUAUUCUUUAGAUAAAUGCAUUCACUCUUUAAUAAAAGUAUGUUUGUGUUAAUAAAGCCAGGGUGUUUCAUACUUUAUAUGAACUUUCCUAUUUUUAAGAAAUGGAAAUUGGACAUGUAAAAUAAAUCAAACUUGGUAAACAGGGCAA